CGCUCUGGAGAGAAGGGUCAGACAGCUUGGGAGUUUCUUUUUUUUUUACACAGAGAUGACCCACAACUCUUGGGAUACUUAGUGUUUUUUGGAAAUUUUCAAAAGGGAUCCUACAUGUUCGUCUGUUUUUUGUGUUUGGGCGUAAGCUGAGAGCUGCGUGUCUAACAGGACUGUUUACCAUGUGUUACCUCUAGUGUCUAGAAGUGUGUGUGUGUGUGUGUGUGUUUGGGAUGGCAGAGUGGGGCUGUUGCAGCCAACAGCACUGCUCUUAGCUCUAUGCCAUGGGGGGUUGCCAUAGUUACCCCUCAGCUACGGAGGCAGACACCACAACUCUUCAGCCCUCUGACAUAAGCAAUAAAAAACUGGGAAUUAAUAACAAUAAUCUGGAGGAGCGUCCAUAUCUCCAGCAGCAGUAUGUGUGCCAGCGCAUCACACACACAGACAUGUCUGCCCUCACAGCCCUGCCGCCCGGCUUCGACCAGGCAGAGUGGCUCGCCAGUAACACGGUGGCGUUUUUCAAGCAUAUUAACCUGCUCUCCAGUGCGCUGUCUGAGUUCUGCACCCCCAGCACCUGCCCUACUGCCUGUGGACCAGGCAACAUAGUUUAUGUUUGGACGGACGAUCAGGGCAAGAAGCUGAAGUGCUCUGCUCCACUUUAUUUCGACUAUGCCUUGUCAUACAUUCAGGACCUGUUGACUGAUGAAGAUGUGUUCCCCACCAAAGCAGGUUCAGUGUUUCCCGCUGGCUUCGUCUUUCUGGUCCAGAAGGUGUUUCUGCUGUUGUUCAGGACUCUGGCUCACAUUUACUGGUCUCACUACAGAGAAACACUGGCGCUGGGCCUGCACCCGCACCUCAACACGCUCUUCACACACCUCACACACUUCUGCCAGCAGCAUUCACUACUGGAGCCAGAGGACACCGAGCCGCUGCAGGACCUCAUCACAGCUCUGGGACAGUACAGCUGAAAGAGCAAACACAGAUUAUUGUGCUCAUACACACAUUAAAAAAAAAAAAUGUAACCCUCACAUCGCAUAUCAUUUACUCUCUGUUUAGCCAGUAAUAUAGUUCACCCCUCUGGAUAAAGUCCUCAUU
Myripristis murdjan (pinecone soldierfish) is the source of this 1092-nucleotide messenger RNA. Its product is annotated as MOB kinase activator 2. The transcript is spliced from 5 exons. NCBI's taxonomy places the organism in Eukaryota, Metazoa, Chordata, Actinopteri, Holocentriformes, Holocentridae. The coding region runs from base 282 to 965 and encodes 227 amino acids. The record is from RefSeq and is a predicted model, not a curated record.